Leptidea sinapis is the source of this 3175-nucleotide messenger RNA. It is a transcript of the gene cos, whose product is annotated as kinesin-like protein costa. The transcript is spliced from 6 exons. Gene Ontology annotation, molecular function: microtubule motor activity; microtubule binding; ATP binding. The coding region runs from base 231 to 3035 and encodes 934 amino acids. Gene Ontology annotation, biological process: microtubule-based movement. The record is from RefSeq and is a predicted model, not a curated record. NCBI's taxonomy places the organism in Eukaryota, Metazoa, Arthropoda, Insecta, Lepidoptera, Pieridae.
GAAUUGGAGAUUGUAAUAUUUUCUAAAGCAAUAAUUUUAAUAUUUUGGUUUUUGUAUGAAUUGUUGUUUACAUAUAAAUAUUUGUAGCUUAGGUGUAUAGAUAUAUAUAUAUGAAAUAACUAAAUAUUAUAUGAAGAUAAUCAUCAGUUAUAAAGUUUAUUCAAGAAUGUCCUGAGUGGAAAUAAUUAAUAAGAACACAGUAAAAUUAUUGUUAUAUACUUAAAUCCAAAAUGGAUAUACCAGUACAAAUAGCUAUUCGGUUAAAACCACCUAGUAUUGCUGAUUCCUCGCAAUGUAUAUUUAGUAAUCCUGCAUCGCAAAUUGUCAUAACAGAAAGUGGGCAAACUUUUCAUGUCAACAGAGCUUUACCAUUUGAUUGUACACAAAACCAUUUGUUCAAUUCUUUUAUGUUACCGCAAGUUAAUUGUUUUCUUGACGGCUGUGAUACCUCGGUUGUAGUUUUUGGCCAGUCUAAGUCAGGAAAAACCUAUACAUUGUUUGGUCCAGGUUUUGAAUGUAUACACAGUGAAUGUGAUCUAGGGAUUGUCCCGAGAUUCCUAACUGAAGUAUUUCACAGACUUGGCCAAAUGCCUGAAAGAGAAUUUAUAUUAAACAUUACAUGGAUGCAGGUCAUUAACAACAACAUAUUUGAUGUGCUAGGAGGUGGUUUAGUAAGAUGUUGUAAUAUUGAAGAGGCUUUUCAAUACUUGCAAUUAGGAUGGCGCCAAAAAUGUUUAGGGAACUAUCAUACAGUUUUUACUGUUAGUAUGGAACAAAAGUGGGUUGGUACUAAUGGAGUUCUAAAUCAUCGCAUGUCAACUGCAAGUUUUUGUGAUCUUGCUGCAUAUCCAGAACCAGGUCUAUUUGCUGUUGAAAGUAUAAUUAAAGAACUCGUAGCUGGAAAUCCACCAAAGCAAAUAAAUUAUGAUAGGUGCAUUCUAACAGCAAUGUUAAGAGAUUCCUUUGGAGGUCGGGCUUUCACCUGGGUUUUAGGAUGUAUUAGUUCUGAACCAGAGGAUUACCAGGACACUUUGAAAAUACUCAACUUGUGUUUAUGUUGUCGUGGCAUUAAGAACUUUGUUACAGUGAACUUGUUUGCUGAUAACAAUACUCCCGUGUAUAAUGAUAAGAGUGUACCACAAGAUAAUGCAUUUAAUUUACAAUUUGCAACAGCACAGUGGAUUAAAUUGGUAUCAAAUGCAGAAGGCCUGUUUAAUAAAAUUUUGCAGUCGAAGUCUUUGACUGAAACAGACAUGAACCAAGUGAGUGAAUGGCUCUUUUUAAAAGCUGAAUGUGAUGAAUGCCUUAACAAUGAAGGAACUGUAGAUAAUAAGGAAGGUAACACAAAACAAGGACUUCCCAGGAUAGCAGAAGAUACUGAGCCCAGUGAACCAAGUGAAUCUGAUGUAGAAUCUGAUUCUGAAGAUAGUGACUCUGAAAUGGUGUUUCAAGAUAAAGUUGAAAAAAUGAUGGACUUUUUCAAAGAAAAGAAUGAUCUGCUAUUUGCAGAAAGGUGUGAAGAGUACUUAAACCAUAUUGAUUCUGAUGAUAUAACUAUAUCUGAAACUAGUGGUUCCCAGUCUUUGCCUGUUAUGACAUCACAAUCCAAUUCUGGAAGAAGAAGAACAAUCCAGCCUGGCGAGAGUAUUUCUGGAGCUCAGUUGGAACUGCUUAGAAAAGUGGCAGCAAAGGCAAUAUCACCUGAAUCUCAAAAGAUAUUAAUUGAAUCUCAUAAAAAAGACAUAGAUCCCGAACCUAAAUUAAUUGAAAGGGAACUUUUGAAAAUGAUUGAUUCCCCAAAAACAAAUGAAAUAUGUAAAAAGUAUAAAAUGACAAAAGAAAAGUAUUCACAAAAGCAAAUACUGGCCAGAAAGCUUUCAAAGGAGAUCAGCAGUAGUCAAAGCCAAUUGAAAGAACUCAUAAAGUUAUGUAUUUCAAAACAAAGACUGAUAGAUGAAUUGUCAACAGCAAUUUCUAAUAACUCUCGAAAUAAGAGCUACACUGAAAGAAUUGAAUCUAAUAUAAUAGAUCAUGAUGCAAUGAAAGAGAUAAAAAGACAUGAAACAAAUAUAAAGACAUUUAAAAAACAAAUAGAGCAAAUUAGAAGACAAAUAAAGAAAGAUGAAAAGAGGAAGAAUACUUUAGAUGUAGAAUUAUUAAAAGAUAAAUUAAAAUUAGACGAACUUUCUGAGACAUCACUCGAUAUUAAAGACAAGAAAGUGAAUUCAAUCAAGCAUUUUACAAAUAGAAUAACACAUUUAGACAAUAUCCUGAAGGAGAAAGCUAGCGAUUUGGAAAAUUUAGAAUUGUCGCGUGAGAAAGAGCUAUUACUUAGAAAAGAAAUAAAAAAUCUUCGCAAAACGCGAGAGUGCUUACAUGAUCAAAGAUGUAGUUUAGGACACAAAAGAAAAUUAUAUAAAUCAUUAUCAGAUUCAGAGGAAAGAAAAUUAUUAGAAUGUGAGGAAGCUAUAGAAGCAAUAGACACAGCUAUAGAGUAUAAAAAUAAUUUAAUAUGUGGCAAGUCACCGUCGGCGUCAUUAUCUGAUUCACAAGACAAUAAAGACACAAGGAGUAGGGGCGAGCAGAUGUUAAUGGCACGACUGGACAAACUGUCUCAUGAUGAAAUGAAGACACUUCUUUACAGAUACUUUCAAAAGGUGGUUGACUUGCGGAGCGCAUGCGCGGCGCUUGAGUCGGGCGCUAUGGCCGCUGCGGACGAGGCGGCCACGUGGCGAGCGCGCGCGGCCGCCGCCUGGCGACUCGCGCAGAGGAGCCGGCCUACCAACAAUCACAGGUGCCUGGAUGGAGGAAUUGCUGAGCGUGCGUUAUCUCUGGGGAUGACCACAGACUCGGAGACGUCAGACGACGCCCUGCGGUUAGUGGACCGCAUGAGACAGCUCGCCAGGUGUCCACCUGUCCCUGUCAUUCCGAGUCAAAAUCUUCGACAGCUGAUGCCAGCGACUUACUUACCAGUAGCAAAAGUGACAAAGGAGAGAAACAAACUGGUUAUCAUACAGCAGAACAAAAAACAUUGAUGUUUGUGUCUGAUAUUACAAGAUUACUACAUUUGUGGAAUGACAUACUGAUCAUUAUCCUUGCAGUAAUAAUUCUUAUUUACUUAUUGGCCUGAAAUGGCCAUGUGAUGCUAUCUUUAUAAGAAUAAGGAUAAAAUAUU